GUCGCGGCGUGGCGGCCCCGGCGGCGGCGGCGGCGGCGCUCGCGUUAGGACCCAGCGGAUCCAGGCUGGAGGGCGGGCGCCGGCCCCGUCGGGGGCCCGGAGGGGGGUUCGGAGCGGGCAAAGGGGCGGCUCCGGCGGGCGGACUCGGAGCGGGCCGCGGAGUGACCCGGCCAGCUGUGCGGCGCUGCAACAUCUGGUUUCCUCCAGCCGGACCCCAGCCCGGCCUCUGGAGCAGACAGAGCCUCCAGCAGACUGUCCCCUGACUCCAGCCCAGCCCGCCUCAUUGUGUAACCAUGAGAGCUGCCUACCUCUUCCUGCUGUUCCUGCCUGCAGGCCUGCUGGCUCAGGGCCAGUACGACCUGGAUCCGCUGCCUCCGUUCCCAGACCACGUCCAGUACACCCACUAUAGCGACCAGAUCGACAACCCGGACUACUAUGAUUAUCAAGAGGUGACUCCUCGGCCCCCACAGGAGCAGUUUCAGUUCCAGUCCCAGCAGCAAGUCCAACAGGAAGUCAUCCCAGCUCCCACCUUAGAACCAGGAACUGUAGAGACGGAGCCCACGGAGCCUGGGCCUCUGGACUGCCGCGAGGAGCAGUACCCGUGUACCCGCCUCUACUCCAUACACAAGCCUUGCAAACAGUGUCUCAACGAGGUCUGCUUCUACAGCCUCCGCCGUGUGUAUGUCAUCAACAAGGAAAUCUGUGUCCGCACGGUCUGUGCCCACGAGGAGCUCCUGCGAGCUGACCUGUGUCGUGACAAGUUCUCCAAAUGUGGCGUGAUGGCCAGCAGCGGCCUGUGCCAAUCUGUGGCAGCCUCCUGUGCCAGGAGCUGCGGGGGCUGCUAGGGUGGAACUGGCACCCCGAGCCCUGGACCCUCCUCGGAUCUGGGGCCCUCAGGCUCUGCCUGACCUGGUGCUUUUCUCCCCAGCCAGACAUUCCUUUUAUCCCGUAAAAAGUUAGUGGCUGCGGCGCCGGGGGUUGCCUCAGGCCCUUCCCCCAGCCUGUGGCCACCCUUGGGGCACACAGGGGGCUCCCCAGUGUCCAGUCUCCGCCCCCAGGUGGGAGACAUCCCAGGCCUCUCUAUGGGACCUGGGCCCCUGAUGUGCCUUCUCCAUCCCUCUGAGGACAGAGCCC
Balaenoptera acutorostrata (minke whale) is the source of this 1134-nucleotide messenger RNA. RefSeq names its product microfibril associated protein 2 (gene MFAP2). The transcript has 10 exons. Bases 294 to 845 code for a protein of 183 amino acids. The record is from RefSeq and is a predicted model, not a curated record. Gene Ontology annotation, cellular component: microfibril. NCBI's taxonomy places the organism in Eukaryota, Metazoa, Chordata, Mammalia, Artiodactyla, Balaenopteridae. Gene Ontology annotation, biological process: embryonic eye morphogenesis.